This is a messenger RNA of Linum tenue, 3691 nucleotides long. The record is from the annotation of a GenBank genome assembly. Lineage: Eukaryota; Viridiplantae; Streptophyta; Magnoliopsida; Malpighiales; Linaceae.
GUGAAGUGAUCAAAAUAUGGCAAAGGAAAAGUAAAGACGGUUCUUUCUUGCUGGUGUGGGUGUUACUACUUUCGUGAAAUGUCUCAUCCCAAAACCCCAUCAGAAUCUUUUUCAUCCUUUUCCCAUUAUUAGAAAGUGGGUAUUGAAACCCUCAUUUCCCCUCUGUUCUCGACUCACACGCCAUUUUCCUAACUCUCAAGCUUUCUUCUGCAACAAUGGAGGAUGGUUCAGCUUCACGGGUCGGCCCACGAUUCUUCAAAAUACUUCUGCAGGAAGACAUUGAUCAAGACCAGCACAUGCUGAUUCCCAUGAAAUUCAGCAAUGAGCAUUGCUAUGGUCUCCCAAGUAAGGUGACUCUCGAGCUCCCAAAUGGGGAUUCCUGGCUCGUACAGCUGGUUAGAGAUGAUGAAAGAAGGGUUUGGUUCAAGAAGGGAUGGCAGCAGUUCUCGCGACACUACAGCUUCCAACACGGCCACUUCCUGCUCUUCGAGCUUCAGGGGAAAUCCCAUUUCCACGUCGUGGUAUUCGGUCGAUCCGCGGCAGAGAUCGACGACUCGAGGUUCGCAGUCGAUCGCUCCUGCCCUGAAGAAGUAGCUCCAGGUGUUGGAAGGAUGAAGAAGGUGGGAGAUCCCAAAGGCAAAGCUCCUGCUGCAGAAUUUGCAGACAAUGCUGGAAGAAAGUUGAGACCUUCAUCCUCCAACCUUCCAAAUGAUCCUGGCCUCGCUGCAGCCGGCGCGAACAUUCCCACGAAGCAGCCUUCUUUCAGUAAAGUGAUCAACAAGCAUUUCUCUUCUCGUGGCAGUCCUAAUUUCCCACUGGAUUUCAUCCGCAAGUACAUCACGAAAUCGAGCAUGGAGUUGCUGCAGCUUAGAGUUGGUGACAGAACAUGGGAGGUGAAGCUGUUGGCUUACGAUCACCACGGCUACAGUAUCCCGUCCAGAGGCUGGAUCAAGUUUGCCACUGACAACAAGUUGAACAAAGGCGACAUUUGCAGAUUUGAAGUCGCCGCCGCGAAGAAGACGCUCAACGUCCACAUCCAGAGAUUGGUGUAGUCUAGGCUAGAUUGUGUGUUUGAUGUAAUGUUGAAGUAAGUAAAUACCUCAGCCUGCUAGCUAGCUCAAGCUCAUGUCAUGGAGGAAGCAAUAGCUAGAUACAAGAAGAAAAAAAUGUCAGCUUUGAAGGGACUCAUCUUUCCCUCUUUGCAACAAGCAAAGAAAAUGUAAGAAAAACAUCUAGAUCAAUCAAUUAUUGUUCGUAUCUCCAUGGAAUGUAUCUUGCUGGAAAGAGUAUCAAGAACAGAAGGAAGGUUGCUUUUGUGAGUCUAGUAGUUUUUCAGUUGCUACUAUUCGGGCUGCGCUGCCUGAAAAGCAGAAAGCAGCAGACUUGAAGAAAGAACGAAAGACCAUUGGAGAGAGUGGCUUUGGGAAGGAACAAGGAAGAGACAAGAGGUGGAGUGUGUAAUAAAACACUAAAUAAAGACGCUUCUAGUCUCUCUCUCUCUCUCUUACUCGUUCAGUCUUUCUCCUUUCAACUCCUUCAUGGGAAAGUUUCCUUGUCUCCAGAAUGGGUUUUGAUCAACUCCAAACCCCAUUCGACUUUUCGAUGAUUUGAUAAUUGUUGGCACGACCCAUUGAUGAUCUCUUUCUCUCAACUCAAGCUAGACCCAGAACCAAGCUUCACUCUUAAUCAGUCUCGUCUUCAACACUGAACUUCAAAGGGUGUGGCUGAUGAAGAUGUUUUGAUUGAUUUUUGGGGGUUAAUGGGUCACAUCUUAUCUUGUUUUCUUCGCUGUCUUUGUGGCGGCCGCCGCAAAGAUCGUGACGAUGAAGAAAUAGCAAGGCCGAAAUCGGUCCAACAAGGCGAAAAUCCCCUGCCUCCAACAGCCACCAUCAUUGAAGAUGUGAACCUCCGUGAUGCACUGCUCACCUCCAUCUCCAAUGGUGAUGGGGAAUUACAGCAGUAUGGCUUGUUGGUUGCUUUAGAAACACCUCAAGUUCCAAAACACUUUGUUUUGUUUCCGGGGAGCAGCACUCCACCAAACCCUCCCUGCAGCAAUGUCGAUCCCUCCACUGAAGCUCCAUUGUCAAUGCAAGAUGGGCUUGGAGAUUCAUCAAUUGGUAGGCAGCGGGGUGACAGUGUAACCAUUGAUUUCGAUCAGCUCGUGCAUAUGAAGAAGGGGCAAGGAAGAAGUUAUGAUCAAGUAUGUGUGGAUAUCUCGGCCUUUAAGCAAGCAGAGUUAAACAGCCGACAGGAAGUGAAGCUGAAGCUGUGCGAGGUGAAGGAGGUGUGGAAGAAGCAUUACUGCAGCAGGCACAAGAUUCUACUGGUUGGGGAAGGCGAUUUCUCGUUCUCGGCUAGUUUGGCUUUGGCCUUUGGCACUGCUGCUUUCAACAUUGUUGCUACUUCACUAAAUUCCCAAGAGUUUUUGAGCAAGAAUUACAGUAAAGCUAUGGCAAAUAUCGCUGGACUAAGAGCUAGAGGGUGUUUGGUAAUGCAUGGGUUGGACGCCACGAAAAUGGCGGACCACGUCUUGCUCAAGGGAAUGAAGUUUGAUCGCGUCGUUUUCAACUUCCCACAUGCUGGAUUCUACCCCGCAGAAUCUACAAAUUCACAGAUUCGGUUCGUUAAGAGGCACCAGAAGCUGAUAAGACUGUUCUUCAUGAAUGCCAAGAAGCUGCUGAAAGAAGAUGGAGGGGAAGUUCACAUCACGCACAAAACGAAUGCGUUCCAUAGGGAAUGGGAUCUGGAGGGCUUGGCUUCGGUCACCGGGUUGAUGCUUGUUGCUAGGGAGAAGUUUAAUUUCAUAGAGUAUCCAGGCUACAAGACCAAGUACGGGUUUGGAGGCGACAAUAACUUCAACUGCAAUCCCAGCAGCACCUACAGAUUUCAAGUUCAGAAAACUGCAACCUAAUGUUGUUUUAGUCUCAAUGUUGAUCUGCUCGAUGCUUUGAUUCCGGUAUGCAGACUGUGGUUUCCGUUAUAAACUUAUUUUGGGGAGGGCAUUGUACAGCGGUGUGCCUUUUCUUCUGUGUAUAUCUAUUUUGGGAAGCAAACAAUGAUGUAGGGCAUUCCAAGAAGUGAGCACUGACCAGAACCAGAGUUCUUGUAAGCAGGGGAGGAGAAUGCAGUAGGACUGUAGGAGCUUGGUUAUAGCUCGAUCCAUCGGCACUAUCAAGGGCGGAAGAGGGGAUUGUCAUUAGCCAGUGUCAAUGUUGCCUCUCUUUCAAUGUCAUUUUCCAAAUUGCAGCAAUACAGCAAUGCAAAUGUAUGAUGGCUCAGCAUCACUCUUUCGUUUCUUCCUCGCCUUCUGUUUUGUCACGUCCCUCCUGACGAAAUAUUUAGAAUUUUUUCCUUGCCUAGUACGUCAUCGACGCCUCCCAGCAGGGGGGCGGAUUGAGAACCGUGACCCAUGAGCGAACCAACGAAAUCUUAACUCAUUGUGGUGGACUGUGAACCUUGAACCAUAGAUGGAAUAGAACGACGUUGAAUCCCAUCCAACCAUUAAACUUCAAACCACUUGUCAAGCCGGCUUGACGGCUUAAUCCGACAGUUCGACAACCUUGGGCUUGAAGCCAAAUUUCCACCAAAAUUUAGGCAAUAAGAUGGGAGAGGCCUACCAGCUGAGGUGUAAUGUGUAAACCAAAUCCAUUCUGCCAGCUGCAGUAUACUGUUUAUGCAUCUUCUUCUGAAA